AUGAGCCAAAACCAGAUCGCUAGCGAAAGACUCAGACACCUUGCGUCGCACUUGAAUCCCAACCCAGCACGUUCACACGUUCACAUACACGGAUUAGUUGCUCCCGUGAAACCCUACAGGAUUGCUGUUAUCGGGUCAGGUAACUGGGGUACGACUAUUGCCAAAGUUUGUGCUGAAAAUGCCAGCUCUAGACCAAGAAUCUUUGCCCAUCAUGUGAACAUGUGGGUAUUCGAAGAAAAAAUCGAUGGGGUCAACUUGACGGAAAUCAUAAACACCAAGCACGAAAAUGUGAAAUAUUUGCCAGGAGUGAAGCUCCCAACCAACCUCAGAGCCAAGCCUAGUAUCAUAGAUACCGUUGAGGAUGCAGACUUGAUCGUUUUCAACUUGCCCCACCAGUUUUUGCCCAAGAUUUGUAAACAAUUGAAGGGACACUUGAAGCCUAACGCUAGAGGGAUCUCUUGUUUGAAAGGUUUGGAAGUUACGCCAAACGGAUGUAAGUUGUUAUCUACUUACAUUACAGAAGAAUUAGGAAUCGUGUGCGGAGCCCUUUCUGGGGCCAACUUGGCUCCAGAAGUUGCCCGUGGUAAGUGGUCUGAAACUACCGUUGCCUACAAGGUACCUGAAGACUUUGAAGGCCCUGGUAAGGAUAUCGACCACCUCGUCUUAAAAGCUGCAUUCCAUAGACCCUACUUCCAUGUCAAUGUCAUUGACGAUGUGGCUGGUGUCUCUGUAGCUGGUGCAUUGAAGAAUAUCGUUGCUCUUGCUGUCGGAUUCGUAGAAGGUUUGGGAUGGGGUGAUAACGCCAAGGCUGCCGUUAUGAGGGUUGGUCUCUUGGAAACUAUCAAGUUCUCGAAGGAAUUUUUCCCAGAAUCCAAACCUACCACAUUCACUGCUGAAUCUGCAGGUGUAGCUGAUUUAAUUACAACGUGUGCCGGUGGUAGAAACGUAAAAGUUGGUAGAUACAUGGCUGAAACUGGUGAUAGUGCUGCGGUAGCUGAAAAGAAAUUGUUAAAUGGUCAAUCCUCACAAGGUAUUCUUACUGCUAAGGAAGUCCAUGAAUUAUUGGAAGCCCAGGGAAGAACUGAAGAAUUCCCAUUGUUUGAAGCCACUUACCAAAUUAUCUACGGAAGUGAGUCCAUUGAAAACUUGCCAAACUUGUUGGAAUAA
This is a messenger RNA of Dujonia railenensis, 1167 nucleotides long. Lineage: Eukaryota; Fungi; Ascomycota; Pichiomycetes; Serinales; Debaryomycetaceae. The record is from the annotation of a GenBank genome assembly.